Messenger RNA from Spirodela intermedia, 3272 nucleotides. The record is from the annotation of a GenBank genome assembly. Lineage: Eukaryota; Viridiplantae; Streptophyta; Magnoliopsida; Alismatales; Araceae.
AUGGAAGCGGGAAUCAGGGUUCAGAACUACAGCCGGAAGGAGAAGUCCUUGGGCCUCCUGUGCUCCAAGUAUUCCUUCCCUGCCGUCCCCUGUCUCUGUUUUUUUUGCCUCGGAGGAAUUUGCGCCUUCAUUUAUGCUUCUAUGCCACCCACUUGCGAGCGCAUUGCUGCAUUCAUCUCGUAGUUGGAUCGGCCUCUUGACUCUUUCCUUUGCUUGUCUGUGCUUCGUCUGCAGCUUCAUAAGCUUGUACAAUCGAGAUGGCGUCGACUCCGUGGGCCUGGACGAUGCUGCUGCCCGUCUGGGGGUGGAGAGGCGUCGGAUCUACGACAUCGUUAAUGUUUUGGAAAGCGUCGGAGUGAGUGACCCUCGAGUGGAUUUCCCUGUGGCUUCUGCUCUUGCUGGUUGAUUGAUUGUCUCGUGUGAUUAGUGUUCGUCCUCUUAAUCUCCAGGUCCUCUCCAGGAAAGCCAAAAACCGCUAUUCCUGGAUCGGCUUCUCUGGAAUCCCUCAGGCCUUGACGGAUCUAAAGGUAGGCACUCGUUAUCACGGAGGUCGUCGGAGCGCUACUCCUGCCCACAUUUCUUCUAGCUACUUCACAGAUUUCGUAUCUCAGUUCCUCCCAAACCUUCCCGUUGCUUUCCCCAUCAGCAAGAGGCGCUGAGAGAGAUCUCUGGCUAUCCUGCGUCGAAUGCAUCUUCAUACAAAGGGGUCAGUGAUCUAGAGUUUCAUAAGUUUACCGUAGAGCUUUCACAGCCGGAAGGAAGACGAGAGCUGUUCAUUAGGUUUUCCCCGUUCUGGUUUUGCAUCCUUUUGCUGAUACAUCGGUGGCGAUCUGAAGGUGUCGGAGGACGAAGAGGACGAUAAGCCGUUGCAUCAAGCUCCGGGAUCUGGCGCCGAUCCGGCCAGCAUCCCCUCGAAAAUUUCUCCGGACAACACUCCCUGGAAACCCAGAACUGGUAAAUAUAAUAUUCCUUCCGCCCCCUCUUUCUCCUUCUCCUCUCUCUCUCUCUCUCUAAUGCCAACCUUGUUCUGCGUUGACGUUUCCAGUCAUGGAGAACCGAAAAGAGAAAUCUCUGGGGCUGCUCACGCAGAGUUUUGUCAAGCUCUUUCUCACCAGCAAUGUAAGUCCACCCUCAUCAUGGAAGUCAGUCGGGCUUACCAUCAUGGCCCCCAUAUCAUCAUGAACCUUUAGUUUCUCCAUUUCCAGGUGGAGACGAUCUCGCUCGAAGAGGCUGCGAGAUUAUUACUCGGAGAUGGUGAUUCCUCCAUGAUGAGAAGUACUUCAACUUCCUCCUCCUUGGUCUCUUUUGGGAAUUGAGUGUCGCCCUAGAGAAUCUAAUCACUGCUGCAUCUUUUGUGUAGACAAUGCGGCUAAGGUUCGUAGACUCUACGACAUUGCCAACGUGCUGUCCUCCCUGAAACUGAUCGAGAAGGUACCAUUCUCGGAGAAAGUAUUUGCUUUUCGUCUUGGACAUGUUUCACUCAGAUUGGGUUUUCCAUCGAGCAGACCCAGAAUUCAGAGAGCAGGAAGCCGGCUUUUAGAUGGUUGGGUAUAGAGGGGAAGUCAACCCAUGCAGCCACUGUUCCUUUGGCUCCGAUUGCCAAACAGUGGAACAAAAGGGCAUUUGGUACGGACGUUACCAACACAGAUCUUAAGAAAAGUAAGUCCAUCCCUUCAGUGGAAGGGAAGCAGAGGAAAGUGAUACGAAGUAGAAGUGAAGAUCUAAAGGAGUGCAAUUUGACAGCACAAAGGCAGCUUCAGGGCUCGAAGGGUCAUGCUUUUGGGCCAUUCUGUCCAAUCAGUGUGGCCAAGGGUGAGCAUGAAGCAAAUGGUGCGGAUGAAGAAAAGGCUCUUCUUGAUUGGGAAGCUAUGGCCGCUUCUUUUCACCCUCAAUACCACAACCAGGGUAAGAAUCAGCCAGUUCUGUUGCGCACUGGGAGUCAUAAAUUCUAUGUCACCUGAAAACUCUUAAAACUGGUGUCAUUAUCCUGCAUCUACUGUUCGACUGUAAUUAUUUAAUUUAUCAUAUUGCAUCCUACCUAUGCAUGAUGGUUAAAAAUGCAAAUCUUUGGUCCGUUGAGUGCUUUACUAAUUGGAUCUCACCGGAUUUAGCCUUUGUUCUCCCCAUGUAAGUACUUGGCUUUAUUGCCCAUAUAUGUCUCCAACCAGCAGUUGAAGAUAAUCUUGUAUUGAUAGGGUACAUUCAUUUACUACAUUUUUUAUGAAUGUCUUCAAAAGCGAUCAUAUCCCUCCAGUUUCACAGUGAUCUUUCAUUUGUUGCUCUUAGUAUCGUCAAUAAAGCCUUUCCAUCUCCGAUUACAGGAACGUGUUGCAUUUUCAGCACAGUUUUUUUCCUUAGUUUGAAAAGUGGGCAUGUUACUUCCAUUAACAUGUAUCAUUUACCAUAUCAAAUUGAAAAGCAUCUAUUGUCUAUUUUAUUUUAUUUUCCUUCCAUCUAUGUCGGAGGCAUGCUUUGUGUUGAUCUCGAAAUGCUUAAGGAAUGUAUUAUUUUCAGCACGUUUUUUUCAUAGUUCGAAGAGUGGGCGUGUUACUUCCAUUAACUUGUAUCAUUCACCAUAUCAAAUUGAAGAGUGGGCACGAUUUGUUUUGAUGACUAACCUUUCCCUGAAAUGCUCAAGUGUACUGAAAGCAUUCCCAUCUCCGCUUUCAGGAAUGUCACAGUUUCAGCACAUUUCUGUUCCUACUUUGAAGAGUGAGCAUGUUGCUUCCAUUAACAUGUAUCAUUCACCAUAUCAAAUUGAUAAACAUAUAUUCUCUCUUCUUUUUUUUCCUCUCCAUGCGACCCAGAGACAUGCUUUUGACAGCUUGCCGUUUAUUCUUUUUUGAAGUUCUCGAAGUGUACUGAAAGCCCUGAAGUCUCUUACUUCGGGGGGUGUGCGAUUAACUGCACAGUUUUUGGUUUGGGGAGUGGUAAUGUGACUAUCAUUAACGUAUGGCAUUUACAGCCUUUAACUGAAGAACAUCUACUUUCUUCUUUCUUCUUUCCAUAUGGUUGACAAGCCUGCUUUGUUUUACUUCAGAAUGCUUGAAAAUAAUGGCUUCUCUCUCUAUCUGGGCACUAGAUUAUGUGGGUAGAUUCUGACUUUACCUUGCUCUAACCUUGCUCUAUCAUUUCUUUCAGCUCUGAGUGAACUCUUUGCUCACUACAUGGAGGCCUGGAAGUCAUGGUACGUUGAGCUUGCUCAAGACAGCAACUCGCUCGAGCUUCUCAGUCAAGUUGCCACCCCGCCUCUAUCCCAGGAAGAAUUCUGA